Etheostoma cragini (Arkansas darter) is the source of this 1157-nucleotide messenger RNA. Its product is annotated as tubulin alpha-8 chain-like. NCBI's taxonomy places the organism in Eukaryota, Metazoa, Chordata, Actinopteri, Perciformes, Percidae. Gene Ontology annotation, biological process: mitotic cell cycle; microtubule cytoskeleton organization. The record is from RefSeq and is a predicted model, not a curated record. Gene Ontology annotation, molecular function: GTP binding; structural constituent of cytoskeleton. The annotation marks the transcript as partial. The transcript is spliced from 2 exons. Gene Ontology annotation, cellular component: microtubule; cytoplasm.
GGGCCCUAACCCUGACCCUGUGGUGCCCCCUUUCAGACGAGGUGCGCUCCGGGACGUACCGCCAGCUGUUCCACCCCGAGCAGCUGAUCACCGGCAGGGAGGACGCCGCCAACAACUACGCCCGCGGCCACUACACCGUCGGCAAGGAGAUCAUCGACCUGGUGCUGGACCGCACCCGCAGGCUGGCGGACCAGUGCACCGGCCUGCAGGGCUUCCUGGUCUUCCACAGCUUCGGCGGCGGGACCGGCUCCGGCUUCACGUCCCUGCUGAUGGAGCGCCUGUCCGUGGACUACGGCAAGAAGUCCAAGCUGGAGUUCUCGGUGUACCCGGCCCCCCAGGUGUCCACGGCCGUGGUGGAGCCGUACAACGCCAUCCUGACCACCCACACCACGCUGGAGCACUCGGACUGCUCCUUCAUGGUGGACAACGAGGCCAUCUACGACAUCUGCCGCCGGAACCUGGACAUCGAGCGCCCGUCCUACACCAACCUGAACCGGCUCAUCGGCCAGAUCGUGUCCUCGGUCACGGCGUCCCUGCGCUUCGACGGCGCCCUCAACGUGGACCUGACGGAGUUCCAGACCAACCUGGUCCCGUAUCCCCGGAUCCACUUCCCGCUGGCGACCUACGCGCCGGUGAUCUCGGCCGAGAAGGCGUACCACGAGCAGCUCUCGGUGUCGGAGAUCACCAACGCCUGCUUCGAGCCGGCCAACCAGCUGGUGAAGUGCGACCCCCGCCACGGCAAGUACAUGGCGUGCUGCCUUCUGUACCGCGGCGACGUGGUGCCCAAGGACGUCAACGCCGCCAUCGCCGCCAUCAAGACCAAGCGCUCCAUCCAGUUCGUGGACUGGUGCCCCACGGGCUUCAAGGUGGGCAUCAACUACCAGGCGCCCACCGUGGUCCCCGGCGGCGACCUGGCCAAGGUGCAGCGGGCCGUGUGCAUGCUGAGCAACACCACCGCCAUCGCCGAGGCGUGGGCGCGCCUCGACCACAAGUUCGACCUGAUGUACGCCAAGCGGGCCUUCGUCCACUGGUACGUGGGCGAGGGGAUGGAGGAGGGCGAGUUCUCCGAGGCCCGGGAGGACAUGGCGGCGCUGGAGAAGGACUACGAGGAGGUCGGCGCCGACAGCGUGGGCGACGACCACGGAGACGAAUAUUAA